Messenger RNA from Carassius carassius (crucian carp), 4670 nucleotides. It is a transcript of the gene hdac10, whose product is annotated as histone deacetylase 10. The record is from RefSeq and is a predicted model, not a curated record. Gene Ontology annotation, biological process: chromatin organization. The transcript is spliced from 40 exons. Lineage: Eukaryota; Metazoa; Chordata; Actinopteri; Cypriniformes; Cyprinidae. Gene Ontology annotation, molecular function: histone deacetylase activity. Gene Ontology annotation, cellular component: histone deacetylase complex.
GUCAUGUCGGAUACAUUGUAUCUACGCGUUAAACGCACAUGAAAGCCACCACAAAGUCGUGAUAACGAGUGGGAAACUAGGAAUUUUCUUUAAGCUCCGAGUUGGGGGCGUGUCAUUGCAAGAAACAUGACAGAAUCGAUGGAUGCGACGACGUCUGUUGUUGACGGUAAUUUUUUUUGAUGAAAUUGAUAGACAGGAUUGCAACAUAACGAUAGGUUUUUAUACGAUACAGAUUAAAGUGGCUUCAUAAAUUAUUUAAAAAAAAUUAAGACGCAAAUUAUUUGCCCCUUCGGCAGUGUUAACAAACCCUGUUGUAUUUUUUGUGAUUUAUUAAAUAAGGUACAUCGCCAUCUUGAGCCGACUAAACUGACUUGAACGCAGCACACCUUUAACAAACCUUUAACAGUUAUUAAUCAGUUAUUAAUCAGUUAUUAAUCCAGAGCAGAGUGUUUAAAUGGCAUCAGGAAGUGCACUGAUCUUUGACGAGGAGAUGAGCGAUUAUAAAAUCCUCUGGACAGUUCAAGUCUAUGAGAUCGAGGUUCCUGAGCGGUUGACCGUGUCUUAUGAAGCGCUGAAGACUCGCGGCGUGGCAGAACGGUGCAAACAGGUGCCGGUCCGCCUGGCCACCGAGCAGGAGAUUUUACUGGCACACAGUGAGGAAUAUCUGGAGGCCGUUAAACAGACUUCCAAAAUGAGCGUGAAACAGCUGAAGGCAUUUUCGAAGCAGUACACUGAUGUCUAUUUCCAUCAGAACAUCUAUCACUGUGCUACGAUGGCCGUGGGCGCCACACUGCAGCUGGUGGAUAGUGUGAUGAAGAGAGAGGUCAGGAACGGCAUGGCACUGGUCAGGCCUCCAGGACACCACAGUCAGCGCUCCGCUGCGAACGGUUUCUGUGUGUUUAAUAAUGUGGCCAUCGCUGCGCUUUAUGCAAAGAAGAUGUACAACCUGAACAGGGUUUUGAUUGUGGACUGGGACGUCCAUCAUGGACAAGGUAUCCAGUACUGCUUUGAGAAAGACCCAAGUGUGCUCUAUUUUUCCUGGCAUCGUUACGAGCACCAGACCUUCUGGCCCUAUCUCCCUGAGUCAGACUACACCAGCGUCGGGAAAGGCAAAGGAUCUGGUUUUAACGUGAACCUCCCCUGGAACAAGGUGGGCAUGACGAACAGCGACUAUCUGGCUGCUUUCUUCCAUGUUCUUUUACCCGUAGCGUAUGAGUUUGAUCCAGAGCUGAUUUUGGUCUGUGCUGGUUUUGAUUCAGCCAUCGGGGACCCAGAAGGUGAAAUGUGUGCUUUUCCAGAGAUCUUUGCCCACCUCACCCAACUGCUAAUGCCUUUGGCUGAAGGCAAAAUGUGCGUCGUCCUGGAGGGAGGGUAUAACCUGACUUCUCUCGCCCAAUCUGUUUGCCAAACCGUCCAGACCCUUCUGGGAGAUCCGGCCCCUCAGCUGUCAGGGAUCACAGCCCCUUGUGAGAGUGCACUAGAAUCUAUCGAAAAUGUUCGCAGCGCUCAAUCAUCAUACUGGAGCUGUUUAAAACACUUAGAGGCUCAUUCAGGUACGAGAACCAAAAGGCCCAGACUGGAUGAGAAGAACAGCGAAACAAAAAAGGCUGAGAAACCUGUGCCAGAGAGCGAUGCAAAGAAGACCAUUGAGUGGCCUGAACCUUUAAUCAGGACAUCUACUGAUGUGCGAACACUCGUAGCGCCCCCUCCUGGUGUGGAGGUCUCACUGCCUGAAGGCUGCCAAAAUGUUGGGGAAGAUUCCCAAAGUACCUCUAAAGAAGUACAAAAUAUCCGGGAUAAAUAUUUCCAAGAUGUAACGGACCAAAAUAUCCUCCAGCCUCUUGGAAAGAUCAUUUCAGUUCUUGAACAAAUGAUGAAUAAAGAGGUGCGUAACGGAUGCAUCGUGGUGUCUGACUUGAGUUUGUCCGUACGCUGUGCUUAUCAACACGCACUCAUGGGCCUCGCUGAACGGGUGCUGGUCGUUUUUAUUGGAGAUGGGAAUUUACCAGUCAAAACUGAUGACGGGAAGGUGUUUCUAGUCCAAAUCUGUGCUGAAGAAACUGAAGAGAAGUGUGUGAACCGUCUGUCCUUGUGUCUGAGAGAGGGUGAGGGAUUCACGGCAGGAUUUAUGCAGGCGGUUCUGAGCCUGAUCCUCCCUCUGGCGUAUGAGUUUAACCCCGGGCUGGUGCUGGGGGUUGUUGGAGACAGUGGGGUAAAGACUCUUCUGGCUCCAGUCUGGGGUCACCUGACCGGUCUGCUCCAAGGCCUGGCAGAGGGCCGCACGCUCACCCUACUGCAGGGCUGUGACAAAGAUCUCCUGGCGGUUACACUCUCUGCCCUCUCUGGGGCCCCUGUCCCUCCACUCGGGCCCCUGGGAGCUCCCAAUCCUGAAGAUGUUCAGAUGAUGGAGAAGCAGAGACAGAGGCUGCAGAAACGCUGGAGUUUGGUGCAGGAGGGAUUGGGUCUGCACAGUGAUACCACAUUUCUGUCUAUGACUGACUGUAAGGCACGCAGGCCAAGGCAUGAGCAGAGUGUUUAAAUGGCAUCAAGAAGCGCACUGAUCUUUGACGAGGAGAUGAGCGAUUAUAAACUCCUCUGGACAGAUCCAGCCUGUGAGAUCGAGGUUCCUGAGCGGUUGACCGUGUCUUAUGAAGCGCUGAAGACUCGCGGCGUGGCAGAGCGGUGCAAACAGGUGCCGGUCCGCCUGGCCACCGAGCAGGAGAUUUUACUGGCACACAGUGAGGAAUAUCUGGAGGCCGUUAAACAGACUUCCAAAAUGAGCGUGGAAGAGCUGAAGGCAUUUUCGAAGCAGUACAACGAUGUCUAUUUCCAUCAGAACAUCUAUCACUGUGCUACGAUGGCUGUGGGCGCCACACUGCAGCUGGUGGACAGUGUGAUGAAGAGAGAGGUCAGGAACGGCAUGGCACUGGUCAGGCCUCCAGGACACCACAGUCAGCGCUCCGCUGCGAACGGUUUCUGUGUGUUUAAUAAUGUGGCCAUCGCUGCGCUUUAUGCCAAGAAGACGUACAACCUGAACAGGGUUUUGAUUGUGGACUGGGACGUCCAUCAUGGACAGGGUAUCCAGUACUGCUUUGAGGAGGACCCAAGUGUGCUCUAUUUUUCCUGGCAUCGUUACGAGCACCAGACCUUCUGGCCCAAUCUCCCUGAGUCAGACUACACCAGCGUCGGGAAAGGCAAAGGAUCUGGUUUUAACGUGAACCUCCCCUGGAACAAGGUGGGCAUGACGAACAGCGACUAUCUGGCUGCUUUCUUCCAUGUUCUUUUACCCGUAGCGUAUGAGUUUGAUCCAGAGCUGAUUUUGGUCAGUGCUGGUUUUGAUUCAGCCAUCGGGGACCCAGAAGGUGAAAUGUGUGCUCUUCCAGAGAUCUUUGCCCACCUCACCCAACUCCUAAUGCCUUUGGCUGCAGGCAAAAUGUGCGUCGUCCUGGAGGGAGGGUAUAACCUGACUUCUCUCGCCCAAUCUGUUUGCCAAACCAUCCAGACCCUUCUGGGAGAUCCGGCCCCUCAGCUGUCAGGGAUCACAGCCCCUUGUGAGAGUGCACUAGAAUCUAUCCAAAAUGUUCGCAGCGCUCAAUCAUCAUACUGGAGCUGUUUAACACUCUUAGAGGCUCAUUCAGGUACGAGAACCAAAAGGCCCAGACUGGAUGAGAAGAACAGCGAAACAAAAAAGGCUGAGAAACCUGCGCCAGAGAGCGAUGCAAAGAAGACCAUUGAGUGGCCUGAACCUUUAAUCAGGACAUCUACUGAUGUGCGAACACUCGUAGCGCCCCCUCCUGGUGUGGAGGUCUCACUGCCUGAAGGCUGCCAAAAUGUUGGGGAAGAUUCCCAAAGUACCUCUAAAGAAGUACAAAAUAUCCGGGAUAAAUAUUUCCAAGAUGUAACGGACCAAAACAUCCUCCAGCCUCUUGGAAAGAUCAUUUCAGUUCUUGAACAAAUGAUGAAUAAAGAGGUGCGUAACGGAUGCAUCGUGGUGUCUGACUUGAGUUUGUCCGUACGCUGUGCUUAUCAACACGCACUCAUGGGCCUCGCUGAACGGGUGCUGGUCGUUUUUAUUGGAGAUGGGAAUUUACCAGUCAAAACUGAUGACGGGAAGGUGUUUCUAGUCCAAAUCUGUGCUGAAGAAACUGAAGAGAAGUGUGUGAACCGUCUGUCCUUGUGUCUGAGAGAGGGUGAGGGAUUCACGGCAGGAUUUAUGCAGGCGGUUCUGAGCCUGAUCCUCCCUCUGGCGUAUGAGUUUAACCCCGGGCUGGUGCUGGGGGUUGUUGGAGACAGUGGGGCAAAGACUCUUCUGGCUCCAGUCUGGGGUCACUUGACCGGUCUGCUCCAAGGCCUGGCAGAGGGCCGCACGCUCACCCUACUGCAGGGCUGUGACAAAGAUCUCCUGGCGGUUACACUCUCUGCCCUCUCUGGGGCCCCUGUCCCUCCACUCGGGCCCCUGGGAGCUCCCAAUCCUGAAGAUGUUCAGAUGAUGGAGAAGCAGAGACAGAGGCUGCAGAAACGCUGGGGUCUGCUGCGGUGCACAGUUUCAGAAAGCUGAUGGAAACCUCUGGAACAUUGAACGACCUGCAUUUUGAUGUUCAGUUAUGGAAAAUAAUAACUUUUUUUGUACUUUGUAAAUUUUGUAUGGCAUUAAAAAUGAACCUGUUGAA